GUUACUCAAGACCCGGAAGUUCUUUUGGGCCGCUGUGAUGUUGGACAUUUAAAGGCUUUUCCUUUAAACGCGGAGGAUUAGUCAGCGUUUUGGUCGUUUUGGAAGCGUGUUUGAGCACUCGAAGAGUUUGUCUGCGAGCUGCUUGGUGGGCCCCGACACCGGCAUGAGCAACAAUAGCCACCCCCUGCGGCCGCCGGCCUCUGUGUCGGAGAUCGACCACAUUCACCUGCUGUCAGAGCAGCUGGGCACGCUGGCGCUGGGUGAGGACUACAGCGACGUUACCUUCAUCGUGGAGGGCAAGCGCUUCCCCGCGCAUCGCGUCAUCCUGGCCGCGCGCUGCCACUACUUCAGGGCGCUGUUGUACGGUGGCAUGAAGGAGUCCCAGCCACAGGCGGAGGUGAGCCUGGAGGAGACCCGGGCAGAGGCCUUCUCCAUGCUGCUGCGCUACUUGUACACGGGCCGCGCCAGCCUCAGCUCGGCCCGCGAGGAGGUGCUGCUGGACUUCCUGGGCCUGGCCCACCGCUAUGGCCUGCAGCCGCUGGAGGACUCCACCUCUGAAUUCCUGCGCACCGUCCUGCACACGGGUAACGUGUGCCUGGUCUUUGAUGUGGCCAGCCUGUACUCGCUUAGUGCGCUGGGCGCCGCCUGCUGCUCCUACAUGGACAAGCACGCUCCCGACGUGCUCAACUCGGACGGCUUCCUGGCGCUCUCCAAGACGGCGCUGCUGACGGUGGUGCGGCGUGACUCGUUCGCCGCCAGCGAGCGGGAGAUCUUCCAGGCGCUGUGCCGCUGGUGCCGGCAGCGCAGCGAGAGCGGCGAGACGCAGGAGGUGAUGGCGGCCGUGCGGCUGCCGCUCAUGACGCUGACGGAAAUGCUGAACGUGGUGCGGCCUUCGGGCCUGCUCAGCCCCGACCACCUGCUGGACGCCAUCAAGCAGCGCUCGGAGAGCCGUAACAUGGACCUCAACUUUCGCGGCAUGCUCAUACCAGAGGAGAACAUCGCAACCAUGAAGCACGGCGCUCAGGUGACCAAAGGCGAGCUGAAGUCGGCGCUGCUGGACGGGGACACUCAGAACUAUGACCUGGAUCACGGCUUCUCCAGGCACCCCAUCGAGGAGGACGGCCGGGCCGGCAUCCAAGUCAAACUGGGACAGCCGUCCAUCAUCAACCACGUGCGACUGCUGCUGUGGGACAGAGAUAGCCGCUCGUAUUCUUACUACAUCGAAGUUUCCAUGGAUGAGCUGGACUGGGUUCGCGUGGUGGACCAUUCCAAGUUUUUGUGCCGCUCCUGGCAGAAUCUCUUCUUCACGCCCAGGGUGUGCAGAUAUGUUCGCAUUGUGGGAACGCACAACACGGUCAACAAGGUCUUCCAUCUGGUGGCUUUUGAGUGCAUGUUCACCAACCGCACCUUCACCCUGGAGCAAGGACUGCUGGUGCCCAGUGAGAACGUGGCCACGGUGGCGGCGUGCGCCAGCGUGGUCGAAGGCGUCAGUCGUAGCCGCAACGCCUUGCUCAACGGCGACACACGCAACUAUGACUGGGACUCGGGCUACACCUGCCACCAGCUGGGCUCGGGCGCCAUCGUCAUCCAGCUGGCUCAGCCUUACUGCAUCGGCUCUUUAAGGCUCCUGCUGUGGGACUGCGACGAGCGGUCAUACAGUUAUUACAUUGAGGUCUCCACCAAUCAGCAGCAGUGGACCAAGGUGGUGGACCGCACUCGAGUGACGUGUCGGUCCUGGCAGAGCCUAAAGUUCGACAAGCAGCCGGCUUCUUUCAUCCGCAUCGUGGGCACGCACAACACCGCCAACGAGGUCUUCCACUGCGUCCACUUUGAGUGUCCGGCCCAGUUGGACACAGAUGUGAAAGAAAACGGCUCGGGCCCAGAUGCCUCGGAUUCGGCCCCUUCCACCUCGCAGCUGCCGCGACCUCAACGGCCGUCGCGCACGCACAUCCUGCAGCCCUGCAACUUGUCUUCAGCUUCCUCGCAGGCCAACAAUCGCUAACACCGCCGCAGCCACGCCCCCUGCUGGAAGCCGUUGGGAGGACUGCCGUUUUUGCACCGCCGCCGCCGUCUUGCCGUCAUAACUCGUGCUGCUCUUUCGUCGUCUUCACGCGCCUUUUCGAACCUGCCGUCGUCCUGACACGUUUGAUACGUUUUUGUGACGUGCUGGACGCCGUCUGAUUCCGACUUCCUGAAAAUGUGAUGUAUUUUGAAGAAAUCAGGCAACUAUUUUUGCAACGCGUUUAUAUGCACUUGAACUUCAUCCCAUGAUGAUGCAUUUGCAUAUCCAACCAGCCCCUACUUAAGUGUUCAGUGACAAACUGUUUGACCCCCUCGCCCAUACCACAACAGUAACCGGACUGAUAUCAACACGUCUCCAUCGACUAAAUUUACCCACCUGCUGCCAAGGAAAGCAAUAAGUUGAUGGCAAUUGGGGCUGAGGAGCCCAAAGCAAAUUACUGUAUUUGCGCAAAAAUACUAAACUUGACAUAACACGAGCAGCUGCUAUUGGCACUUUACAAGACUCAAGUUGUGGAAAUAAAGAUCUCGCCUUGAGUCUUUUGACUGACAAAGCAA
Molecule: messenger RNA, 2577 nt
Organism: Hippocampus zosterae (dwarf seahorse)
Lineage: Eukaryota; Metazoa; Chordata; Actinopteri; Syngnathiformes; Syngnathidae
Gene: btbd9
Product: BTB (POZ) domain containing 9
Exons: 11
Coding region: 164-2002 (612 amino acids)
Biological process (GO): modulation of chemical synaptic transmission; circadian behavior; adult locomotory behavior
Molecular function (GO): protein binding
Source: RefSeq, a predicted model, not a curated record